UUCAAGCCGAGUGAAACGGUUCCAAUGGAGUUUCAAAAUUUCCGUUAACUUGUUUCCAUUGGAGGGGGCGAUCAUGGUGGAUUUCCAUCGCGGGCAAAGGGAAAUCAGCAUCCCCCGUUGAUUUGACGCCAAUUAUAUUCUGAUUCGCGCAUUUAACUGAUUUUGAUUUUGAUAGACUCCAGUAAUUCUGUGAUUUCCUUUCGCCGAUAAAUGGAGAUGGGAUUUAAUAGCAUUGUCAGACUAUUCAUACCUUUCACUGUCAUUAUAAUUCCGCACUGGAAUUUGUCAUUUUUACAAAGAAUUGUCAAACUUUUAGAAGAUUUGAAGCAUUUCUCUUUCUGAUAACAGACUAGACUAAAUGCAGAUAUUACGCGGAAAGACUGCAAAUUGCAGCGGUGUUCCAAUACGUGUUGCGUGUUUUUUUGGUUAUGAUUUGUCCAGGCAACUAUAUAUGUUACCUACUAUAUUAAUGCUAAAUUGUUCUUCUUCUUGAAUUUUGGCUCUGCUAUCUUUCUAAUGGAGAAUUCAAGGUUGUGUUGCUUUGCUAUUCUUGUUUUGAUGAGCUUUUGUGUUCACCAGUUAAAUUGUGGGGAUGCAACAGCUGCAAAGGCUGAUGUAGGAGUGAUUCUUGAUCUCGAUACGACUCUCGGAAAGAUGUACAGGACUUGCAUAUCCAUGGCGAUCGAAGAUAGAAACGCCAACCACAACCACAACCACACCACUAUGAUUGUGCCUCAUUUCAGGGAUUCGAGGGGUGAUGUUGUUGCUGCAGCUUCUGCUGCUAUAGAUUUGCUGCACAAUACUCGAGUGAUGGCAAUACUUGGGCCACAAAAGUCCAUUCAGGCUGACUUUGUGAUAGAUAUCGGUGACAGAGAGAGAGUUCCGGUUAUAUCUCCAGCAACGAGCCCGGCGUUGCCCCUUAAGGAAACGCCAUACUUCAUUAGAUCAGCAUGGUGCUCUUCUUCUCAAGCCAAAGCAAUUGCAGCAAUUGUAAAAGCUUUUGGUUGGAAGGAAGUUGUGCUUGUCUAUGAAAAUUCCAUUUAUGGAAGUGGAUUGUUACCAUAUUUAACUGUAAAUCUACUACAAAGCAAUGUUGUUAUCUCAAAUCUGAGUUUUAUCCCUCCUUAUGCUAAAGAUGAUCAAGUUCUUCAAGAACUCUUUAACUUGAAGGAGAUGCAGACGAAGGUCUUGAUUGUGCAUAUGCCGCUAGACAUUGCGUCUCGCUUCUUCCAAAUGGCAAAAGAAGUUGGGAUGAUGACAGAGGGGUAUGCUUGGUUAAUUUCUGAUCCACUAACCAGUUUACUGAGUUCUGUGGAUUCGGUCACUACUGAAGCGAUGCAGGGUGUACUCGGUGUGAAGGCCUUGGUUCCAAGAUCCGAGGAGGUUAGAAGAUUCACUAAGAGAUGGAGUAAGAGGUUUCAUGAGGAGAAUCCAAAUAUUGACAGAGCAGAACUCAAUGUUUUUGGAUUGUGGGCAUAUGACAGCACCUCGGCUUUAGCAGAAGCAAUUGAACGAGUUGGAUUUCCAAGCCAACGAGUUAACCGAGGAAAUUCAGCACUUGCUUCUGUUCUUAGAAACUUCACCUACAAAGGGUUGAGUUGCGAUUUCAAUAUAACUAAUGGUCAGUUGCAGUCGUCUGCGUUUGAGAUAGUGAAUGUAAUCGGCAAAGGAGACAACACUGUUGGAUUUUGGACUGAGAAGUAUGGCAUUUCAAAGGAACUGAAGUUCAAUGGUGAUAAGCCAAUUUACUCAACAGAAAAGGAAAGUCUUCGAGGCAUCUUGUGGCCAGGACAAACAAGCAAUGUGCCUAAAGGUUGGGAGAUUCCAACAAGUGGGAAGAAGUUGAGAGUUGGAGUUCCUAUCAAAGGCUUAGGAUUCAACGAAUUUGUCAACGUUACAUGGAAUCAAGAAACUAACGCUGUCGAGGCAAGUGGUUUUUGCAUCGAUGUUUUUAAGGAAGUCAUCGGAACAAUGCCUUGUGAUGUUGAGUAUAUUCCUUUUCCAACCACAGAUGGCCAGAGUACUGAAUAUUACGACGAUCUUGUUUAUCAAAUAUAUCUUGAUAAAUAUGACAUUGUUGUUGGAGAUGUGACCAUUUUAGCUAACAGAUCAAAGUAUGUCGAUUUCGCCUCCCCUUACAUAGAAUCUGGGGUUGCCACUGUGGUCCCGAUCAAGGAUGUCGAGAGGAAGAAUGCUUGGAUAUUCAUGGAACCUCUAACAAGAGGCCUAUGGCUAACCAUUGGGGCAUUUUUCAUCUUCAUUGGAUGUGUCGUGUGGGUUCUUGAGCAUCGUGUAAACAAACAUUUCCAAGGUCCACCUAGAAAGCAAAUUGGGAUGAUCUUCUGGUUCUCUUUCUCCACACUUGUUUAUGCACAUAUGGAGAAAGUGAAGAGCAACUUAUCAAGGUUUGUGGUGUUUGUAUGGGUGUUUGUGGUGCUGGUUAUGACGAUGAGUUACACUGCAAACUUGGCAUCCAUGCUAACAAUCCAACAGUUGAAGUCCACAUACAUGAUAAAGAAGGGCGAAUACGUUGGCUUCCAAACUGGCUCCUUAGUCGCUAUAUUCUCCAACAGUAUAAUAUUUGGCGAUUACAACAUCAGAUCAUACAGCUCGUUCGAGGAAUAUGACGAGGCCCUCUCCAAAGGUACCAGAAACGGAGGAGUAGCUGCCAUCGUCGAUGAAAUUCCUUACCUUAGGCUCUUCCUUAGCAAGUAUCACCACAAGUAUACCAUGAUUGAUCAGAAAUACAUAAGGACUUCUGGUUUCGGAUUUGCAUUCAGAAAGGGUUCGCCACUAGUGUCCGAUUUUUCAACAGCAAUAUUGAAGCUUAAAGAAGAUGGGAAGAUCGAUAUGAUUGCAAGACGAUGGCUUGGACCAGAAGGCCACCACUAUGGUGAUGGCUUAGAAAGCCUUGAUUUGGAUCAUUUUAGAGGUCUUUUUCUCAUUGUAGGGGUGUCAACAUCAACAGCUCUAGCUAUAUUCUUCUCCACAUUCCUGUAUCAGAAUCAGCAAAUACUAGCCUCCUCGGGUUCGAUCAAGGAAAAGCUUCAUGAUCUUGGUAGAGCCUUUUUUGCUAUGGAAAAAGAUGAUGCAUCAAAGCAUUCAGAAACUGGUGGAGAAAUAGUUUUAGCACAAAGUCCAUCAAUCAAGACUUCAUGUGAUGAAAAAGGGAUGCAUUCUCAAGAUGAAAGGCUCUCAACAAUACAGACAGAAACGCACGAGGAGGAAUUCAACACAAUUGAUGCAGAUGUAGAGGCUCCUAUCCAUUAUGCAGAGAGAGUGUGAGGUUAUUACAUUUGUUAUAAACAUUACACGCACCACUUUAAAUUAAAAACAUUAUUCUUAGAGCAUUCACAA
Salvia splendens (bonfire salvia) is the source of this 3357-nucleotide messenger RNA. Its product is annotated as glutamate receptor 2.7. The transcript has 5 exons. The record is from RefSeq and is a predicted model, not a curated record. Lineage: Eukaryota; Viridiplantae; Streptophyta; Magnoliopsida; Lamiales; Lamiaceae. Gene Ontology annotation, molecular function: ligand-gated monoatomic ion channel activity. Gene Ontology annotation, cellular component: membrane. The coding region runs from base 517 to 3285 and encodes 922 amino acids.